AUGGCGGUUCUCAGCGCCUGUCAGGAGUCUCGCGCAGUGGCACUAAAAAGGUUCCAACCUCUUCAAUGCUCCACCACCGACAAGGCAAAGACAUUGUAUUGUGAUCCGCAGAGCGAUAUUCUAUGGGUUGACGACUUUGCUCACGCUGGCUGCAAAUGGUGUGCUGAUAAAACCUGGCAUCAACAUAUAGAGCACCUCCACGACUUGCCCAUGGCCUCGUGUAUCAGACACAUCGCCACCUGGUCCCCUCCAUCCGAUCCCAGGACCUUCUUUAGCAGCCUACAACUACUGCAGGAGAUCUUCAUCCACACCUUUGACCCGAACUCACGCAAGCAUGCUUCUCGUGCUCCAAUUCUUCGUUUGGUCAAAGAAGGGCUCCCGCUCGGUUACUUACCAGAGUCUGGAGGAAGGCGUUUGCAUGGACUGCUCACUGAAAAGUCUGACCAAGUAGUCGAUAUCAAUGUAUCUCGGGCCUGGCUUGAGAGCGAUGGCGAGUCUGUUACAAUUGAGUCGUAG
Molecule: messenger RNA, 516 nt
Organism: Colletotrichum truncatum
Lineage: Eukaryota; Fungi; Ascomycota; Sordariomycetes; Glomerellales; Glomerellaceae
Source: RefSeq, a predicted model, not a curated record